CAUUAACAACUACACAACGAUAAGUUAACAGGUUUGGCUAAUCAGUCGACUUCGAGAUUUGCAACGGAUACACCACCAAUGUGCCUUGUGAACACUUAAAAGCUUACCAUUAAAAAUUUGGACUGUACACAGUCCGACUAAUUGUGAAGUGAAUACAAAAUAAAAACGAAAUCAAAAUGUGUCGGUGUCUAGCGAAAUAUAUUUUGUUUGCAGUUAAUUUAAUAUUAACGCUCCUAGGCCUUUUCCUUAUAGGCUUCGGAAUAUUUAUAAAAAUCCAGUACAACAAGAUGCUAGAUGACGUGCUUGGCAUAGAACUCGAUCAAGACUAUGCACCAAUCUUCGUCAUCUGUAUAGGUGUAAUAGUAGCUAUUAUUUCCAUGUUCGGAUGUUGUGGAGCCAUCGCCGAGUCAAGAAAGACGCUUAAAUCGUAUGCCGUGUUUAUGGGUAUAUUAGCUGUCUGUAAGAUAGCGUUCACAAUAUACCUGUUUGUGGCAAUGUCUGAAGUGAAAGACAGUUUACAAAGAAAUAUAGAACAACACUUUAACGACCCAGGUCAGAACGUAGCGUUCCACGCCCUUGAGGCUACUUUCAAGUGUUGUGGCACAACAGGCCCAGAAUCUUACAUCAACAACAACAAUUUGGCAGCACCAACGUGCUGCGAGAAGUUCAACAAGGACCCUACGACUACUGACGAUGCGAAUAGAAUCUGCUCAAUAAACGAAGCCUACCCAGUCGGCUGCACUCGAUUCAUUGGAGACCUCAUUUACAAUUUCUUAAGAACAGUCGCUUUUAUCUUAAUAGGAUUUAUAGUAUUUGAGUUGAUGGCGAUGCUGUUGGCGCUAUAUGUCGCCGCUACGAUACCACUGCCGGUUGUGAAUCCCCCUACAGUAUACUAUUCCUACUAACGUGUGCGUGUGGCUUCGCCUGCGUUUACGUGGCAUAAAAAGUAGCCUAUGUGGUAUUCCAGACUACCUACCCCUUUCCGAAAUUUCAUACCAAUGACCCUUCAGCCAUUUUGACGUGAAGGAGUAAUAAAAAAACAAAUAUGCACUCUCGCAUUUAAGCCCCGUCUCCACUAGCAACAUUUGUCAUUGUUGAAACUGUUCCUUGUCGCACAAUCAACAAUAUCGUGGCGAUGUCGUCCGACGUCACCUGACAUCGUCCUAUGUCUCUGGGGACACAAUAUGUCGCUCGACAAAUGUUCCUAAUGGGGACUAGGCUUUAUAAUAUUAGUAGGGUUACUAAUGCCCGAAUACUCAAACGCUACUCAAUUUUAAGACGCUCUCAAAUGUAGUUCUGUCACUAUCAAUUCUUUAUAAAAUGACAGAGAUAGCACGAUAUUUAAGUACAACUUAAAAUUGAGUAGCAUUUGAGUAUUCGGGCGUAAAGCUCAUAAUUAUCUAACUGGUGCAUAAUUUACCUUCUGUAUAUUUCCUAUUCAUAAAGUGUUAAAAUGUGCACCAAUUAUACCAACGCUAAGUAGGUAGCUCUGGAAUUAAUAACAAACCUUUAAUCUCUGUACAGAUUAUCUUGAUAAUAUACUCGUACAAAAUAUAUUUUAUACUUAUUUCUUAAAA
Spodoptera frugiperda (fall armyworm) is the source of this 1577-nucleotide messenger RNA. Its product is annotated as 23 kDa integral membrane protein-like. Bases 177 to 905 code for a protein of 242 amino acids. The record is from RefSeq and is a predicted model, not a curated record. The transcript is spliced from 5 exons. Gene Ontology annotation, cellular component: membrane. Lineage: Eukaryota; Metazoa; Arthropoda; Insecta; Lepidoptera; Noctuidae.